AUGACCAAGCACGCAAAGCAGCACGCCGCCGCCAACCACCACCGGCUGCAGAAACCAUUGCAGCCCACCACGCUCCACAAGCCGGGUCUGGGAGGAAGUAGCGCCGCGAACACAGCCCCCGGCAGGACCACCCGCACCAUGCAGAGGCCACAACCCGGGGUGCCCAGCAGCCCAAACCGGCACCACGCCGGCCGGGGCACACCACAACACCUUCCCAGAGGGCCGGCUCUGCCAAACAGCUCCGCCAAGCCAGGGAGGCCGGAAGCUGCAGCUCCAGAUCCACCCACGGCCGCCCCGAGCCGCCGGCCCACCACCACGCGCGUCCGCCCUGCCCCCCGCGUGGCCCAGGACAGCCAGCGCCGCCGCAUCCCGCCGACGGCCUGCUCCCCGCCGGAUCCGGGCACGAAGCCUGCAUCCACCGCCAACCGGCACGCUGCCACGACUCCACUGCGAGGAGGAGGGGAGGACGAUGCUGCCGCAGUCUGGGGCCGCCGCCCCAACGCCCAGCGCCACCGCGCAGCAGAAGAGGCCAGGAGACCAGAUCCGCCCCAGCGCGCGGCCCCGCGAGGCACGCCGAGCCGUCCAGGGCCGUCCAGCGCGCACGACAGAGCAAGGAGAGGCCCGCCGCCGCCGGCUGCCGCACAGGCUUUGCCCGGCGGUGACGCCCGACGGCAGCAAGGGGGGCGGGGGCUAAGUGGAGGGGGGCGACGGCGCGCAAGGUUUCGCCCGAGUCGCCCCCUCUUGGAGAGCGACGGGAGGCUGAUAGUAACAGUGGCAGCAAUGAAGAAGAACAAGGGUGAAGCCAAUAAGGAGACUGAAUGUUUCUACUGCAAACAAAAGGGACACUGGAAUCGCAACUGCAAGAAGUACUUGGCAGAUAAGAAGAAUGGUUCUUUCGGACUACUGAAAGCUCGCAAGUUGAGAAGAACUGGAAAUCUUAAGGGAACCACGAUCUAG
This is a messenger RNA of Aegilops tauschii subsp. strangulata, 957 nucleotides long. NCBI's taxonomy places the organism in Eukaryota, Viridiplantae, Streptophyta, Magnoliopsida, Poales, Poaceae. The record is from RefSeq and is a predicted model, not a curated record.